This is a messenger RNA of Musca domestica (house fly), 1779 nucleotides long. RefSeq lists its product as uncharacterized. The record is from RefSeq and is a predicted model, not a curated record. Bases 51 to 1697 code for a protein of 548 amino acids. The transcript has 4 exons. Gene Ontology annotation, biological process: long-chain fatty acid metabolic process; fatty-acyl-CoA biosynthetic process. NCBI's taxonomy places the organism in Eukaryota, Metazoa, Arthropoda, Insecta, Diptera, Muscidae. Gene Ontology annotation, molecular function: long-chain fatty acid-CoA ligase activity.
AAUCAAAUAGUUAUUAUUUUGCUCGCUCACCGUUCGAAUCGUUCGCCAAAAUGUCGGAUCCAAUUGAAAUACCCGCUAGGAAAACCCUAUAUGAUCCAGAGACAAAAAUAUGGAGUGGUGAAAAAAGUGAAUUGGCGUUUAAUCCGGAGGAUUCAAUUGCUUCGGUGGUAUUGAAGAAGUUAUUGGAAAAUCCAGAACAUAUUGGACAGGUCUGCUACCAAAGUGGCAAUGAGUUGACGAAUUUGGAAAUUGCCAAACGAACGGUACAGGUUGCCAAAUACUUUGAGAAGCUGCAGUUCCAACAGUCGGACAUGAUUGGAUUGUGUGCCGGCAAUACGGAUUAUAUUGCCCCACUGGUAUUUGGUGCAUUGGCAGCUGGUCUGUGCAUUAGUACCUUAGAUCCCAGUUUUGAUAAGGCUGGCAUUAAACACGUCUAUUCGCUGACCAAGCCACGUAUGAUGUUCUGCGAUGGUGAUCUCUACGAACGAGUGCGUGAAGCUUUGGAUGAAUGUGAUUUGGGCGCCACGAAAAUCUAUACAAUGAGUAAUCAUGUGGAUGGUGUGCCGAGUAUUAUGGAAUUCUUUGAGGAUGAAAGUGUGAAUCCCAGUGACUAUAGGGUACAACCCCUCAAGGAUGGCGUACACCAGACGGCAUUCAUUGUUUGUACCUCGGGCACGACAGGAUUACCCAAGGGCGUUUGUAUAUCCCACGCCUGUUUCCUGAGCAUGAAUAUGUCAGAGAAUGGCUUCAAAGACCAGAAUUUCCUAUGCUUUAGCACUCUGUAUUGGGUGUCGGGUCUCUUCACCUUAAUACAAGGCACAAUUGGCUGUGCCAGACGUAUUAUUUCCUCAAAAGCAUUUAAUGUCGAGGAUUUCUUCAAUAUUGUUGAACGUUACAAGGUCAACAUGACCAUGGGCCCACCAUCACAGAUUGCCUUGGCUGUUUCAUCGGAUAAGAUUGGCUCCGUCGAUCUUUCGAGCUUAACAGCCUGUAUGAUUGGUGGCAGUGCAGUUUCACAUUCACUCACCGAGAAAUUCCGCAAAUAUGCCACUAAUGCUUGGUGUCUGGUUGGUUAUGGAUCGAGUGAAACAUCGGGAAUUGCUGCAACAGCAAGUGUACCAAGCAAUGCAGUUGGCAAAUUGGUGGACAAUGUAGAGGUGAAGAUCAUCGAUGAUGAUGGCAAUGCGUUGGGUCCCCAAGAAUCGGGGGAGAUAUGUGUACGCACUCCUUUGCCAUGGGCUGGUUAUUUUGGCAAUCCCACCGCCACCAAAGAAAAAUAUGAUUCGGAGCGUUGGAUCUAUACCGGAGAUGUGGGAUAUUUCAACGAAGAGGGUGAACUGUUUUUGGUCGAUCGUAAAUGUGAUAUUCGUAAAUACAACAACUUCCAUUUUUCACCCACCGAUAUUGAGAAUGUCAUCAGUGAACUGCCCCAGGUGGCCGAUGUAUGUGUUGUGGGUAUUCCGCACAGUGUCCAUGGUUUCUUGCCCGCAGCCUGUGUAAUUAAACGGGCCAACAGUGACAUCAAGGAAUCCGAAAUCUAUCAACAUGUUGUGGAGAGAAUGCAAGACUUUGAAUAUUUGCGUGGUGGUGUUUAUUUCGUCGAUGAUUUUCCACAAACAGCAUCGGGCAAGACCAUACGUCGUAAGGUCACCGAGAUGUGUGAGCGGCUAUGGAAUGAAAAGAACGCAACUAAUUAGAUAAAUUUUAUUAUUUUUUUUUAAAUUGUUUUAAAAUAAAACUUUAUUUGUAUUAUUGUAUUUUUAGUUUUGAAAUAUAAAG